This is a messenger RNA of Blumeria graminis f. sp. triticale, 1398 nucleotides long. NCBI's taxonomy places the organism in Eukaryota, Fungi, Ascomycota, Leotiomycetes, Helotiales, Erysiphaceae. The record is from the annotation of a GenBank genome assembly.
AUGGACCCUGAUACAUUCAAACAAACUAUUCCAGCAAUGAUUACUACCACUCUCCCGAUUCACCCAAAAAUUCCAACAUCAAGUCAUCUUCUGAAGCUUCCAUCAGAACUAAUCGAGGAAAUAUUACUCUACCUUGACCCAUUCGAUCUAACCUCCAUCAUAACGACUUGCUCUUAUUUGGCCAGUCUUGCCCGAUCGGAUGCUCUAUGGCAUUUUCAUGUCCAACAAAAUGUACCAGGAAUCAAACUGAUCUCACCGUUCCCGUGCCUCAGCUACAGACAGCUCUAUGCGGCACACUUCCCUCAUUGGUUUAUUCCUAGGAACAAAGUAUGGUUCGGCAGUCAAGACAUGGUGGGAAAGCUAAUUAUCACUCGAUACAACCCAGUUUUGGGCCAGAUUGAAGGGUAUCAGUUAGUUGCCGAAAGACUACCCACAACUUCUAGAUUUUGGGAUGAUGAUGGGGAAGUUUUAAUUGAAGAUUUCAACCCGAAUUGCCGGCUGAAUCUAGAACAACCCAUCAUUUCUCUAGACACCUUAGAAAUAAAAAAAUCUGGCAAAAGGUUCAGUGAAGCCACAACCAUGAAAAUUGAUUGGCCCCGACAAUUUUUGCCACGCACCAGUGACCCAAGCCGUCACCUAACGCCAUAUUAUCUAUCACUUGCCAAAGAAAACGCGACUGGAAACGAGGAGAAUCAUGAUGUUCAAUUAUGGCCACCAAAACUAAUACCCGCACGCAAUCGGUUCCAAAUUGGCGGGCCACACUGUAAUGAAGAGCGUCCACAAAGAUAUUCGGAACUAAGUGAGCAAUGUUUUAGUAUCCAGCAUAAAAUAAAUCCAAGAAUAAUGGACAAUCCAAGCAUGCAUCUCUGUUCGCUGACAUAUGCAACACUUGAUCCGCAAUUGUACACACCUACUAGAGAAAAGCCGUAUCGAGGAAUCUGGGUCGGUGACUAUAGUGGGCAUGGGUGCGAGUUCUUGCUGUUACAUCAACCUGAUAACCCAGAUCCUUUUGAUGAAUCUGCCGUCAUAAGGGAAAUAGAUGAGACUCUUGAAGACUUCGAGUUACGAAAAGAAGAAGAGCGAAUAUACCGCGGAAGUAUAGAAGCCAUUAAACUUACAGGAGAUCCAAAUGUUCCACGAGGAGAACAUUCAUUCAUUGCCGCUGAUAUAUCGAAUAAAGGACUUAUUUACAUUGCCAAGGACAAAGCCUUCAAGGGUGCACGUGUUGUAAGGAGUGCUGGUCACAUUGCAGCAGAUAUGUUUCAGAACGAUCAUUUCAUUGAGUGCCAGUUGAUUUUAGGUUCGUAUAAUAGGCUAGCUCAACAUUGGAUAGGAUUUGGCCAAGUCAGUUUCUUGGAGAGGGUUAACAUUGAUGACUUUUUAUCGCCAUCCUCUUGA